Molecule: messenger RNA, 813 nt
Organism: Symbiodinium natans
Lineage: Eukaryota; Dinophyceae; Suessiales; Symbiodiniaceae
Source: the annotation of a GenBank genome assembly
AUGGCGCGCAUACCAUCUUCGCUGGCGCUCGAGGAUCUUGAGGAAAUCUUGCCGCACUUGGUGGAUGAAGGUCUCCCAGGUGGUAGCGAGUUUCUCGUAGCCAGCCUGGACGAGGGCGAGCGCACUGCGUCUCUCAUUGCACUGCUGGUUUGGCAUGGCUUUCUGCCCAUGUCCGGAGUGGGCAUGCUGCUGGGGAAGAUGCAUCUUCAGCGUUGUGUGUUGGAACCUAGCAAAACACACGUGGGAAAGAAGGUCAGGAAGCGCGCCAAAGCCUUUCGGCUCAGUGUGAAUCAGGCGUGGUCGGAGGUUGUUCAGAACAUUCAGCGCCACACGUGGACAUCAGCGCCGGGUGAUUGCUGGCUCUCCGACAAAAUGGCGCAGGCGUACAAGGACGUUCAGGACAUCGGCUCAAAGUGGCUCAGAGGUGGCGUGCGCUUCCUUUCCAUCGAGCUGUGGCACAGCGAAACUGGUGAUCUCGUCGCCGGGGAGAUCGGCUACACAUGUGGCAGCGUCUACAGUAGCUGCACGGGCUUCUCCAUCAAAGAUAAGUACCCAGGCGCUGGCUGUGUGCAGCUGGCGGCGCUUGGUGCAUGGUUGGCGAAGCGGGGUUUCAAGGUGUGGGAUCUCGGAAUGGAGUUGGACUACAAGUUGGAGCUGGGUGGUCAAGUCGUUCCACGAGCAGAGUGGGCUGCGACGAUCCGCAAGCUGCGACACGAGGAGUGGACCUUGCCCACACCUGAGGGCGAUGAGGCAAACGCUUCCAACUUGCUGCUCAGUAGUAGAGUAUAUAACCUUUAUAUAACCUUUAUAUAA